UUUUGAAAGGGAACUUUUGCAGCGGGUUACAUUUGCAGUCACCUCGGUGUUUGCAAAUAUUGAGUAGGCUUCUCGGCAACUAUCUUCUGGAGAGCGAGCGAGCGAGCGAGCGAGCGAGAGCGAGCGAGCGAGAGCCCCAGGAGUGGAAGGCAAUCUCGACAGCAGCAUCGAGGAGACUGCAAAAAAAAAGCUACAGAAAAAAGCGAAAACAACGAAAGCCAACCAGCCAAAAGAGAAGGGCCAAAAAAAGAACCUUUGAUCUAUUGCUGUGCAAUUAAACUUUGCAUGAAACUUUGCUUUUUUUAAUAUUAUUUGAAAUAUAUAUACGUUUAUAUAUAUAUAUACUCAUACAUAUAUAUAUAUAAAUAUAUAUAUAUAUAUAUAUAUUAUUAAAAAAAAACUUCGUCUGAAAUUCUGAACAGGAAUUUUAUAUAUAUCUAAAUAUAUAUAUAUUUAGCCGUAGAUUGCUAUUUUUUUCCCCUUUAAGGUACUUUCUGCUGGGUGAUAUUUCUCCCCCUUUUUUUGUGAUUUUAUUCUUUUUUUCUUUUUUUUUGCUUUGAUUUCGGUGGUCUUUGGAGGAGGAGGAGGAAGUGAGACUUUUGUAAAUAGCCGGUUGUAUUUCUGUCACCGUCACCUGCUGUGGCAAUUACAGCCGAGAGCCGGAGCUGCUCUGCUCUUCCGACCUGCGGGAAAAAAAAAAGACCCCAGCGAUCGGACGCUCGUCUUUGCCGGAGGGCUCCUGGUUGCAACUUUUCUUCCCUACCCGUCCCCCUUUCCCCCCCACGAGAGGCAUGGAUGUACUACCAAUGUGUAGCAUCUUUCAGGAACUCCAGAUUGUUCACGACACUGGUUACUUCUCCGCCUUGCCAUCUCUGGAGGAAUACUGGCAACAGACUUGCUUAGAGCUGGAGCGAUACCUUCAGAGUGAGCCCUGCUACGUGUCCGCCUCUGAGAUAAAAUUUGACAGUCAGGAAGAUUUGUGGACCAAAAUAAUUUUGGCACGGGAGAAGAAGGAAGAAUCUGAACUAAAGACAGCAAGUGCUCCAAAGGAGGACAACCUUAACAAUCAGACUUUAGAGACUAACAGUUUGAAUUCUGAUAUCAGUAGUGAAUCUUCAGAUAGUUCCGAGGAACUUUCUCCUACAACAAAAUUUACCUCGGAUAUCAUAAAUGAUGUCUUAAACUUGGCCAGUGCUGGAAACUUGAAUUCAUCUGUCACUUCUACUCCUCCUUCUUCCCCUGAGCUGGGAAAGGAGUCAUCUUCCCAACCAUGGAAUUGUGCCCCCAGUGAAUUGCAUUCACCUGGCAAAAUCCGUACUGGUACUGGCGGAAAGACUGUGGAAAAAGGUACCCUGGUCACUAGUGAUGCCUCUCCUGAUGGGAGGAGGCGGGUUCAUCGCUGUCACUUCAAUGGAUGCCGGAAGGUUUAUACCAAAAGUUCACAUCUGAAAGCACAUCAGCGUACCCAUACAGGAGAAAAGCCUUACAGAUGCUCAUGGGAAGGAUGUGAGUGGCGUUUUGCAAGGAGUGAUGAGCUAACCAGACAUUUCAGAAAGCACACGGGUGCAAAACCUUUUAAGUGUAAUCACUGUGACAGGUGCUUCUCCAGGUCUGACCAUCUGGCUCUUCACAUGAAGAGGCAUCUCUGAAUGAUUGGAAGCUUGUGGGCUAAGAGGCAUCGAGGUCAAGCUGGCCUUGGAUUAAAAGAUGCAUAUUCCAGCCAAAGCAUGCCAUUUUGCACCCUAACUCAGUGGCCUCCAGGUCCUCCCUUCCUUGGAAGGUUUUUAGAGGGCUAGAUAAGUCAUGUAAGAAAUGGCUGCAAUGACCAUAUGGUGCAGGUCUCCAGCCCAGGGGACCAAACCUUCCGAAUGGCUUUCCGACGCCUUCUGCCAUGAGCGAACUGGGAGUGUUAAUGAAUGGACAACUUGUGUGUUAUGGAGGAUCUACUGGAUGACUGGAUGCUGAGGCACAUUUUUUUUAAAGAAAAAACAAAACAUUUGUUCCUUGUUGUUUUCUAACCGAAAGAGAGAAAAAGUUGUCUGAACGUGGGAUUAUUUUUUAUUUUAAUUUUAUUUUUAACUUGGGGGGGGGGGGAGUGCUUCAUGUGAAGAGUGUUAUGUAAGAUGGAAGGAUGUGCAUCCUUUUGACGGGGGAGGGGGGAAAUUGUGUCUGCACCUUUUUUUUUUUUUUUCCCCUUUUAUAUUUGGUUUCUGAAGUGGGGAGAUGGAAGGGAGGGAAGGAAGGAAGGAAAAUCAGAAUAGAGAAGUGUUGGCAUGGGCCCCUAUCCUGUGUGAAAGGCGAUUGGUGUCUGGUCCAGCUAUUAAAUGUGCAAUGUCUCCCGUAGCUUGUCUGACUUGCUACAGAGCUCAUUUGUAAUCCAUUGUAUAAGCUGUGUAUUUACAAUAUAACACAACCUAUAACUUCUUUCAUUAUAAUACAAAGGUUAUUGCAUGGUUCUGGAGAACUAGAUGCUUUCCCAUUCUGUAAUCAGGACUGCCAUUUUUCUCUCUCUCUUUCUCUCCCUCCCUCCCUCCCUUUCUCUCUCUCUCUCUCUCUCUCUCACUCACUCUCUCUCUCAAUUCCAGUUCAAAGCUGCUACACUGCAAUUGAUUUAAUGUUACAUAACAUACCAAACCCAAAUAGUAUUUUUUUUUCCUCCUUGAAUUACUUUUUGCUUUGUCCUAUUGGGUGGAUAAAACCACUGUAGAUUAGAGAUGGUUAUUUUU
Molecule: messenger RNA, 2726 nt
Organism: Ahaetulla prasina
Lineage: Eukaryota; Metazoa; Chordata; Lepidosauria; Squamata; Colubridae
Gene: KLF6
Product: KLF transcription factor 6
Exons: 4
Coding region: 792-1649 (285 amino acids)
Biological process (GO): regulation of transcription by RNA polymerase II
Molecular function (GO): DNA-binding transcription factor activity, RNA polymerase II-specific; RNA polymerase II cis-regulatory region sequence-specific DNA binding
Source: RefSeq, a predicted model, not a curated record